Messenger RNA from Hippocampus comes (tiger tail seahorse), 3226 nucleotides. RefSeq names its product zinc finger matrin-type protein 4. The record is from RefSeq and is a predicted model, not a curated record. Lineage: Eukaryota; Metazoa; Chordata; Actinopteri; Syngnathiformes; Syngnathidae. The coding region runs from base 52 to 798 and encodes 248 amino acids. Gene Ontology annotation, molecular function: nucleic acid binding; zinc ion binding. The transcript has 6 exons.
GACAUUCCUCACGAUUCUAUUUGCGACUGGUGUGUUUGCGUGCAGUCUCCCAUGAAGAUGAAGUCUGCAGGCAUGGUGGACGGAAGCUUGUUCACAGAAAGUUAUUGCAACAUAUGCAAUGCCCAGCUCAUCUCUGAGUCCCAGCGCACGGCACACUAUGAGAGCAAGAAACAUGCCAACAAGGUGCGUCUGUUUUAUAUGCUUCACCCAGAAGAUGGAGGGCCACCUUCAAAGAGACUGAGGCCGGACAAUCCGGAUUGCGACGAGACAGAGGUGGACAAGAACAAGUGCUGCACCUUGUGCAACAUGUUCUUCACCUCCGCCAUCGUGGCUCAGUCCCACUACCAGGGAAAAACCCACGCCAAGAGAGUCCGCCUGGUGCUAGGUGAGACUCCCAGCAGCCCCGCAGCCUUGACCACGCAGCCUACCAAUGCAGAUUCCUCCCCUUCAACCCCGCUGCCUUCAGACCCCAUGGCUUGCCCCCCUCCCCCAUCCGCGCCGGUGGUCAGCGGCAACGGCGGAAAAGAAGCCGGCAAGUACUGCUGCUUGUGCGGAGCCUGGUUUAACAACCCGCUAAUGGCCCAGCAACACUACGAGGGCAAGAAGCAUCGCAGGAACGCCGCCAGGGCACGCCUGGUGGAGCAGCUAGCGGGGAGCCUGGAUGCCACGGAGAGCACAGGGCUGCGCAGUAGUUACUCCUGCAGCGUCUGCAGCGUGGUCCUCAACUCCAUCGAACAGUACCAUGCACACCUCCAGGGCUCCAAACAUCAGAACAACCUGAAGCAGCAACAGCAGUGAGCCGCUCAAGAAAGACGUGUGGAGUUAGCGGACUUCAGAAAUCCUGCCAUAUGUCACAAACCGAACAGCGUGUGUGUUUAUUUGUGUGUGUGUGACUGUCCGAGACAUCCGUCCGCACAUCGGCAACAUGCGCGCGUGACUUUUUUCAUUUCCGUGACCUAACAUGAGAUUUAUUCUGCACCCAAGUGUUUGACAUGAGUUGUUUGCCGACGGCCACCGCAAGCUAUGUGGCUGUGGACUGCCAUAUAAAAUAAAUAGUAAGAAUAAUACGAAUAAUGAUAAUAAAAAAUAAAAAAUAAAAAAACAACUCGUGUGAAACAGGCCUGGAUUCUAACGAUGUCAAUGCCCAGAAUGUUCCUUCCAGUAAAGCAUAAAAUAUUUAUAUGCUGGCCAAAUGUUCAGUGAAAGUGAUAUACUUUUUGACGAACGGGUGUCUUUUUUGCUAAGAUUUUGUUUUGUUUGCUAUAUUAAAUAUAUAUUUUUUAAAAAUUGACUUCAUUAGCAUUUUAUUCACAUUUGUCAUCAAGUUCCUUAUCUGGAAAUGAUUCGUACCCUUUCUACGUACAAGCAUACCCAAUGACCAAAACGUAUCAAUGAUUGGAAUGCUUUGAUAAUAUAGCAAAUAGUGGCCAGGGACGUUUAUUUCCUCAACUGCAGACAUGUGGAGGCGUUCAUUUUCCGGUGUGUCAUUAGGGGGAAGCAUUUUUUUGGAAAAUAUUAAAUAUUUACCGAUACAUUACAAUUCCAUCCAAGUGACACGUUAAAAGGACUAUUAAAGUGUAAAUGUAAUGAAAAGAGCUGCUUAUGUUUUGAUACUUGGUGAAGCAGCAUUUGGCUUUUGACUCAAGGCAAUUGUUGUUUGCUUGGUUUCAAAUAACUAAACUGGGGAUGUCCCCCAUCACAUUUUGGCACCUGAGUCCUGAUGCUGUGCAAGCACGCUAUAAAAAGUUGCAAUUUAAAUAAAUGACAUUUUUGUGCAAUCUCUGCACCUUUCUGCCCCUUUUCUUUUUCCACUCCACCACACAAAAACAAAAUGUUUCACUGCGUAAUGUAAAAUUAAGAUAUUGCCGUUCCAUGUGGCAAUAUCUUUGUACCUCAGGAUUAUUUUUGUUUUCUUUCUGACCUUUAAAUAUUAAGAAGAAUCGAAUGAUCUCUUUCACCCGUAUCGUCGCUGCAGAACAGGAUGAGGAUAAGCGGCACAAAAAAAAAAAAAAAGAAUGGCCAAUUGGGAAUAUGAAGAAAUAUCAGGACGUUGAAAAAUAAAAAAAGGAUUUUUUUUUGUCAUUAGCACUUUUUGCUACUUUCCAACCAACAGAAACCCAAUCAACAGUGUCAUUUGAACUUUUCAUUUGGCCAGUGUAUGAAUAAUCUGGUUUUAACCGUAUCUUUGGCCAUCAAACAGCAUUUGGAUGCUGAUGCAGUUCUCACUUUCGGGCUCCUUCUCACAUCACGCGACAACCACUCAGGCCCACACAAUUAAAAAAAAAAAAAAAAAAUCAUGGACAAGAAAAGCCCCAAUGACCUCAGUUUACAUGAUAACAUGGCAUUGUGUGACAACAAGUACAGCGGAUGGAAGGGACGCCAACCAAAUAAUUGAUCGAAGCUCCAUUGUUGAGGUGAUUCUGCCUUGGAUUAAUGGCAGCAGAUCGACAAAAAAGCAGCACAAAAAUGACUUUUCAACUGGAAGCUCGUGUUGAAGUUCGUGAAAACAUUCCUACAGAGCUGAAUAUUGAUGUCAGAAAGCAGUCCGGAGGCAAAAAAAAAAAAAAAACUGCCCUGGUCUGCCGAAUAGGGCAACGUGUAUUCUAACUUUUUUUUUCUGUUACCAGAGCCAGAGGAAAAACAUCACUUGCAAACUAUGUAGCAAUCAUUGUGUAAUGAUACUGUAUCUCAAUGCAUGGAAAAGGUUGCAUUCACUUGCUUUUUUUUUCUUUUUUUUUUUCUUCUUCUUUUGCGUAGAUUGCUUGCACAUUUUGGCAAUAGUGCUGCUCUCUGGUGGUUAGCUUAAUGACGCAUUAUGGCUCACACCUCAGUGACAAAAAUGGCAAAUUUUAGUACAGAUUAACCUCUGUUUCUUUAACAGGGGCACCUUUUGAUACCUGAACUGUCGACAUUGUGUAAAAGUCAUCUUAUCAGAGUGUCCGUCAAGUGAAUUUUGAAUUGUUUGUAGCACUUUAAGGAGGGGGGGGGGGGGUUCCACUUUUCCUGUGCUGUUGCUACACGGUCUGAUAUUCGCCAAGAGUUCGAGUGGAGGACCGAAAUGGCACACGACUACACUAAGCUACUAUUCUUUUCUUUUCGGAUGAGUUCUGUUUCACUCAUUCCCAAAAUAAAAAAAUAAAUGUUUUUGCUUUGUGCAUUCUGUGAGAGAAGCAUGAACUACAAAUGACCUUCUGUAAAUUAGACUGUUCUGAAGCAACAAAAAAAA